Penicillium olsonii is the source of this 1080-nucleotide messenger RNA. Lineage: Eukaryota; Fungi; Ascomycota; Eurotiomycetes; Eurotiales; Aspergillaceae. The record is from the annotation of a GenBank genome assembly.
AUGGCGCCUGGCAGCGGACGCGAUUUUAACUGCUCAUGGGAGCAGUGUGGAAAGGUAAGACCCCCCGUCGACUGUCGAUCCUAUCUAACCCGUCAGUCCUUCAAUCGCAAGUCCGACCUCUGUCGCCAUUAUCGCAUCCACACCAAUGAGCGUCCCUACCAUUGCACCGUCGCAGAAUGCAACAAGAGUUUCAUCCAGCGCAGCGCCUUAACCGUGCACUCGCGGACGCACACAGGGGAGAAACCCCACGUCUGCGACCAUGAAGGCUGCCAGAAAGCAUUCUCCGAUUCCUCGAGUCUGGCCCGCCAUCGCCGGAUCCACACCGGGAAGCGCCCGUACAUCUGCCAUGAGCCCACCUGCGAACGAAGCUUCUGUCGCAAGACCACCCUCACGAAACACCAACAUCGCUCCCACCCGCCCGGCAGCAUGACCCGACCGUCUUCCGAGGAGGCCAGCUCCGAGCACUCCUAUCACCAGACGCCGGUCCCGGUCUCAAUGUCUAAUGAGCAGUACAUGAUGGCCCAGCAGAAUUAUUAUCAACAAGCUGCCACCCCGACCCACGAGUUCUACUCCCCGCAGAGUGUCCCCAUGGGCGCGGUCCCGGUGCAUGAAGCCGCGCCCAUCUUACCGCAAGCCAUCCCGGUCGUCAAUUCCCCGAUUCAUAUGCAUGCUCAACAUCCACCGCAUCCGCAACACCCUCAUCCACAUGUGCAUCAUCAGCAACAGCAGCAGCAGCAGCAUCAACAACAGCAGCAGCAGCAUCAACAGCAGCAGCAGCAGCAACAACAACAACAACAGCAAUACAUGCAGAUGAUUCAGCAACAACAGCAGCAGCAGCAACAUCAGCAACAGCAACAGCAACGAUACGAGCAAAGUCCGCGCACCAACUACAUCCCCGCAUAUGAACAAGCGCAAUUUCAGAGCCAACCACCAGCAGCGCAACCGCAACCCCAGCAAGCGCAGAUGACUCAGGAGCCGAUCAUGGUUUCAUACCACCCUAACUAUGCGUACAAACCCCCCGGCCCCAGGAUCUUAAACCAACCGGUGGGGACUGACUGGGGUUUUCUGGGAGUAGGCUAA